AUGGCAGUGCUGACGUUAAACGUUACCGAUUGUCACAAUCUCACAGAUAUAGACCCUUAUUCUGAUGCUGCCCCCACCGCUUUAACUAUUGUCGAAAUAACGUAUUACACGCUCACCGUCAUUGGUAACAGUUUGUUGAUUGCCACUGUUGUCCGGCGUCACGCUCUGUACAGUGUGUCCUACUUCGUGACCAACUUGGGCUUUAAACAUUUCACCUUCGCCUUGGUGUCUGCGGUGUUAGUGACGCCCAGUGUCUUCAAAGACCGCUGGAUGUUUGGACACCAUUUGUGUAUCUUGUUUGGAUUUAUCAGCAUGUGGUUGGCGUAUGUGGAUCGGUUGACUCUGGAUUGCCUUGCCGGUGACCGUUACGUAGCCGUUACAAGGUCAUUACGAUAUCGCCAAAUUCUGAACAGGAACAAGUUCGGAGCGACCGUUGCCUUCUGCUGGUCAUACUCGUCCAUCUCAGCCGCCAUGCCGUUAGUGCCGUUUGGAGAGUGCGUUUACUGCGACAACCUCAAAUUCUGA
Molecule: messenger RNA, 525 nt
Organism: Liolophura sinensis
Lineage: Eukaryota; Metazoa; Mollusca; Polyplacophora; Chitonida; Chitonidae
Product: octopamine receptor 1-like
Exons: 1
Coding region: 1-525 (174 amino acids)
Biological process (GO): G protein-coupled receptor signaling pathway
Cellular component (GO): membrane
Molecular function (GO): G protein-coupled receptor activity
Source: RefSeq, a predicted model, not a curated record